Conger conger (European conger) is the source of this 1397-nucleotide messenger RNA. It is a transcript of the gene acp5b, whose product is annotated as acid phosphatase 5b, tartrate resistant. The record is from RefSeq and is a predicted model, not a curated record. Bases 84 to 1055 code for a protein of 323 amino acids. Gene Ontology annotation, molecular function: ferric iron binding; ferrous iron binding; acid phosphatase activity. The transcript is spliced from 6 exons. Gene Ontology annotation, biological process: bone resorption. NCBI's taxonomy places the organism in Eukaryota, Metazoa, Chordata, Actinopteri, Anguilliformes, Congridae.
AAGAUGAUUACGCCUUUUCUUUUGUCAGUUGACUAGUGACGUUCAGCCUCAUUUAAAGGUUGUUGACACUGAAGGCUGACUCAAUGACCAAGGUAGCUUUCCUUUCCCUGCUGUGUUUUCAGGCAUUUUGGGGCCAUCAUCAGUCACAGGAACAUGUGCCACUGCGCUUUGUUGCAAUCGGAGACUGGGGGGGUAUUCCCGUGGCCCCAUAUUCCACCUACCUGCAGAGGGCGAAUGCUGCUGAACUGGGACGAGUGGCUCAAACCACAGGCCUCGACUUCAUCCUGAGCUUGGGUGACCAUUUCUAUUUCAAUGGAGUGAAAAGUGUAGAGGACAUUCGGUUCAAGUUUACUUUUGAAAACGUCUUUUCGCACCCUUCGCUGCGUGACGUCCCGUGGUACCUCCUGGCAGGAAAUCACGACCACUUGAGAAACGUCUCGGCGCAGAUAGUGUACUCUGCGAGAUCUGAGAGAUGGCACUUCCCCGCACUGUACUAUGAGAUAAACUUAAAGGUUCCACACAGCAAAGCGUCAGUGACGAUCCUCAUGACUGACACCGUGGUGCUGUGUGGAAACACAUACGAUGGGCUUCAGCCCGCAGGACCGGAGGACUCCAAAGCGGCUGCCAAGCAACUGGAGUGGAUUAACGCACGCCUAGCUAACACCAAGUCUGAGUUUGUGGUGGUGGCGGGGCACUACCCCGUGUGGUCAGUAGGUCACCACGGACCCACACCUUGCCUGGUGGAGAAGCUAAGACCCCUGCUGAAGAAACAUAAUGUGACAGUGUACCUGAGUGGCCAUGACCACAGCCUACAGUUUAUCCAAGAGGAUGAUGGGAGUAUGUAUGUCAUCAGCGGAAGUGGGAAUUUCGAGGACUUGUCCACAGCCCACCAGACGAGUUUCCCUGCUUCCUGGUUACGGUUCUCCAGUGCAGUCAAUAAUACACAAGGUGGCUUCGCUUAUUUUGAGGUCACUUCAGAAACUAUGGCCAUCAGUUACCUCCAAGCAGAUGGUAAAUGUGUAUAUCAAAGUGUUUUGCAAAAGCGCAGCGUUUGACAGAGGCAGAGGAGAUUUAAACUCUAUGUAAAUCUCCAUAAUAACAUAUUGUCACAGGUCUUUAAUCCUUUUUCAUUCUGUACCUAAUACACUGCAAAAGAAUACAAAAAAUAAGGACAUGUUAACAAGUAUUUUAGUCUUGUAUUUAGAUUUAAAAUGUUAUUUCUACCACUUUUUUGCCAAAUGUGAGUUUGACUCUUUCCAAGAUUUGCCAAACGAUAUCACUUGAAAAGUGAAAAGUAAUUAAAAACAAGCAAAUAUUUUCUAAUGUAGAAUCACCAAGUUAAUUCAGUCAACUUAACAUUGCAACUUUCAUAAUGAAUAAAUAAGAAAUUACUUCCA